This is a messenger RNA of Oncorhynchus gorbuscha (pink salmon), 1077 nucleotides long. RefSeq names its product apidaecins type 73-like. The transcript has 13 exons. The record is from RefSeq and is a predicted model, not a curated record. Bases 1 to 1077 code for a protein of 358 amino acids. NCBI's taxonomy places the organism in Eukaryota, Metazoa, Chordata, Actinopteri, Salmoniformes, Salmonidae.
AUGGUGAGCACUGCUCCUCAGCCCAGACCGCCUCAUGGUGAGCGCUGCUCCUCAUCCCAGACCGCCUCAUGCCCAGACCGGCUCAUGGUGAGCUCUGCUCCUCAUCCCAGACCGCCUCAUGGUGAGCACUGCUCCUCAUCCCAGACCGCCUCAUGCCCAGACCGGCUCAUGGUGAGCUCUGCUCCUCAUCCCAGACCGCCUCAUGGUGAGCACUGCUCCUCAUCCCAGACCGCCUCAUGCCCAGACCGGCUCAUGGUGAGCGCUGCUCCUCAGCCCAGACCGGCUCAUGGUGAGCGCUGCUCCUCAGCCCAGACCGGCUCAUGCCCAGACCGCCUCAUGGUGAGCACUGCUCCUCAGCCCAGACCGCCUCAUGGUGAGCUGCUCCUCAGCCCAGACCGCCUCAUGGUGAGCACUGCUCCUCAGCCCAGACCGCCUCAUGGUGAGCACUGCUCCUCAGCCCAGACCGCCUCAUGCCCAGACCGCCUCAUGGUGAGCACUGCUCCUCAGCCCAGACCGCCUCAUGGUGAGCACUGCUCCUCAGCCCAGACCGCCUCAUGCCCAGACCGCCUCAUGGUGAGCGCUGCUCCUCAGCCCAGACCGCCUCAUGGUGAGCGUUGCUCCUCAUCCCAGACCGGCUCAUGCCCAGACCGCCUCAUGGUGAGCACUGCUCCUCAGCCCAGACCGCCUCAUGGUGAGCUCUGCUCCUCAGCCCAGACCGGCUCAUGCCCAGACCGGCUCAUGGUGAGCGCUGCUCCUCAGCCCAGACCGGCUCAUGGUGAGCGCUGCUCCUCAGCCCAGACCGGCUCAUGCCCAGACCGCCUCAUGGUGAGCGCUGCUCCUCAGCCCAGACCGCCUCAUGGUGAGCGCUGCUCCUCAGCCCAGACCGCCUCAUGCCCAGACCGGCUCAUGGUGAGCUCUGCUCCUCAGCCCAGACCGCCUCAUGGUGAGCGCUGCUCCUCAGCCCAGACCGCCUCAUGCCCAGACCGCCUCAUGGUGAGCUCUGCUCCUCAGCCCAGACCGCCUCAUGGUGAGCGCUGCUCCUCAGCCCAGACCGCCUCAUGGAAGGUGCCAGACUAG